AUGUUGAUUGAAUGCCUGUCGUACUCGUAUAAGAUCACUAAAACCCUUCCAUGUCCACGCAAUCCUGCUGCUUGUCAUUCUGAGCCACCAACACCUGUCCUUCCUUUGCUCUCUAUGCUGCGACGAAUACCAACAACAUCGGACGGUAAAGCUGUAAGUAGAUUGCAGGAUAGCAACCGCAUCAAUCAGCCCUUUAAACCACCCACCUCUACUGCUCCCAAACAUGUUCAACCCCCUCGAAAGCGAAAGCGUGUGUCGUAUAAGGAGCAAGACGAUGGCUCUGACUCGGGGGCAGAGCGCUCUAGGAAGAAGCAGAAGAAGGCCAUGGACAAAGACGGCGUCUAUCACAAUGAAGAAGAGCUGCUUGCAGCGAUUCCGAAGUAUCCAGUCUAUGCUGUGAAACCAUUUAGCGAGCUUGGGUCUCGUCGGUUCUCCCUCCCAUCCAUGAAGAGUAAAGACGGAAAACAAGUAUCUCUGCUGCCCUCAAAUAUAUCGCUGGGCGUACGACCACCGACGAAGAUCACACCGCGUCCCUUGCACGACCCUAUGGAAGACCACGCCAUCGUCCUAUACGACCCGACCAUUGAUGAUAGAGAAACGGACGAGGAGCGAAAGGAAAGAGAAAAAGAGAAGGUGAAGGAAAAGGCUAUGAAAGAGGCCGAGGAGAAAUCGGCGGGCUUAUACAAUCCUCAUAAGAGCCUCAAGGCCCUGCUUGGUGAAGGAGCCGACAAGAAGAAGGUUACCAAGGUUCCUGUUGUGAUAGAUCCAAAGCUCUCGAAAGUUCUCCGUCCCCAUCAAGUAGAGGGUGUCAAGUUUCUUUAUAGAUGCGCCACCGGCAUGGUCGUUGAAAACCAGUAUGGGUGCAUCAUGGCAGACGAAAUGGGUCUCGGAAAGACUCUGCAGUGUAUUGCGCUUCUUUGGACACUUAUCAAGCAGUCGCCGAGGGCGAUGAAACCCACCAUCGAAAAAUGCAUCAUCGCUUGCCCGUCUAGUUUGGUCAAGAAUUGGGCGAAUGAGCUAAUUAAAUGGUUGGGACCUGGAGCUAUUACCCCUCUAGCCGUUGAUGGAAAAGGUGCGAAGGCGGAUCUGUUGGAGGCAGUGGCUCGAUGGGUGGCUGCUCGUGGCCGAAAUGUAACGCAACCAGUCAUGAUUGUUUCUUAUGAGACGCUUCGGACGCUGACGGCGUAUAUCGCCAAUUAUCUACCUAUAGAAUCUCUCACAUUCCAAGCGCUGAAUAGUCUCAAUGUCUCUCGCCGGGUUAUCCUGACUGGUACUCCCAUCCAGAACGAUCUUUCAGAGUAUUUCUCCUUGCUGAAUUUUGCGAAUCCUAACUUCCUUGGAUCCAAGAACGACUUCAGGAAGAACUACGAGAAUGCGAUCAUUCGGGGACGGGACUCCAUGGCCAGUGACGCGACUAAAGCAGAAUGUGAAAAGAAAUUGAAGGAGCUCGGCGCACUGGUCACAAAAUUCAUCAUCCGUAGGACUAAUGACCUGCUAUCCAAAUAUCUACCGGUCAAGUAUGAACAGGUCGUAUUCUGCGGACUUUCCGAUUUCCAACUUGCCUUGUAUCGUCUCUUCAUCACCUCGCCUGAAAUCCAGAGGUUGCUCCGAGGGCAGGAUUCUCAGCCUCUGAAAGCCAUAAAUAUUCUAAAGAAACUCUGCAAUCAUCCUGAACUUCUCGAUCUUCCUGGAGACCUGACAGGCUGCGACCACCUUAUCCCGGAAGGCUUCCAGGGACCUAAAGGAAAUGAAGGCAAGGGCCGCAACCAGACCGUGCGUUGUGACUGGGGUGGCAAAUUCCUGGUGUUGGAAAGAUUCUUACAUCACAUCCACACGAAGACCGAUGACAAGAUUGUCCUGAUUAGCAAUUAUACCCAAACUUUGGAUUUAUUCGAGAAACUCUGUCGCAGUAAAAAAUACGGAUUUUUCAGACUGGACGGAACGAUGACCAUCACGAAGCGUCAGAAAUUAGUUGACCAGUUCAAUGAUCCCAACGGCAAGGAAUUUAUUUUCUUGCUGAGUAGCAAAGCUGGAGGAUGUGGUAUCAACUUAAUCGGUGCGAAUCGAUUAGUUUUAUUCGAUCCCGAUUGGAACCCAGCCGCAGACCAGCAGGCGUUGGCCCGAGUCUGGCGUGAUGGGCAAAAGAAAGAAUGCUUCGUCUACCGCUUCAUUUCCACUGGUACUAUUGAAGAGAAGAUUUUCCAGAGGCAAGCCAACAAACAAGCGCUCUCCUCCGCCGUUGUAGACGAGAAAGAGGAUACCGAGCGGCAUUUCUCUAUUGAUUCCCUGCGACAACUAUUUAAAUUCAACGAGAACACCAUUUGCGACACUCAUGACACCUUCAAGUGCAAGAGGUGUAAGGACGGAAAGCAACUAGUCAAAUCACCUGCGCUCUUGUACGGUGAUGCAAGCACAUGGAACCACUUCACAAAUUCUGAAUUAAAGAACAACCACGACGACAUUCUGCGAGCCGAAGUGGGACAGCCCGAGGUGUCCUUCGUCUUUCAGUAUAUCAGCCAUUAA
Molecule: messenger RNA, 2523 nt
Organism: Cyclocybe aegerita
Lineage: Eukaryota; Fungi; Basidiomycota; Agaricomycetes; Agaricales; Hemipholiotaceae
Source: the annotation of a GenBank genome assembly